Messenger RNA from Vitis vinifera (wine grape), 690 nucleotides. Its product is annotated as transcription factor MYB82-like. Gene Ontology annotation, molecular function: transcription cis-regulatory region binding. The transcript has 3 exons. Gene Ontology annotation, cellular component: nucleus. The coding region runs from base 1 to 573 and encodes 190 amino acids. NCBI's taxonomy places the organism in Eukaryota, Viridiplantae, Streptophyta, Magnoliopsida, Vitales, Vitaceae. Gene Ontology annotation, biological process: cell differentiation. The record is from RefSeq and is a predicted model, not a curated record.
AUGACAAUGAUGGGAGUGAUGAUUGUGACUAGGUUUGUCUUGUUCGUGGGCCGGAAGAGUUGCAGGCUGAGAUGGAAGAAUUAUCUGAGACCCAACAUAAAACGUGGUGGGAUUUCCAAAGAUGAAGAAGAUAUUAUUAUCCGAAUGCAUAAGCUUCUGGGAAACCGAUGGUCUCUGAUCGCGGGUCGCCUCCCAGGUCGAACGGAUAAUGACGUGAAGAACUAUUGGAACACCCGUUUGAACAAGGGACGGUCCGGAGGCAAAAGAAAGAGCCCCAGCAGUGAUGAUAACGCUGGGCACAAGAGACGCCGAGGAUUGCCAAAUUCUCGGCCCAACUGCGACGGAAGUCCAGAGAAGAGCAGUGAAGGAUCUGAUGGAAGGAAGCAAGAGGCGUCUCAUAAUAUUCCUGACAAUAAUCCUAGGAUGGAAGAUACAAAGAGCUUCAACCAUGACAUAAAAUCUCCAUGGCUGCCAAUUGUCGAGGACAAAGCAUUCUUAUUUUAUGUUGAACCCUUCAUAUCUUUCUCAGAUGCCUUUGUUUUAUUUGAAACAUUGGGAGAGAUAGAAUGUUGAAGACACCCACUCACCCUCACUACCGGAGGAGGGCAUGAAGCGACUGCUGUGUCCUGGGCUGUUGAGUGUUGAAUUAUGAUUACUGUUGUUGAAUGUUGAAUUAUGUUGGUUCUUUUU